GGCGCCGUUUCAUAUAUUCUGAUGAUAAGUUGAUAAUACCGAAUCUUGUUUCAAAAAUUUGUCAGUGCCUAAGUGUUAAUUUACUCGCCUGAGCUCGUUGCCGUUUCGACUUCAGCCAUCCAUCUUGGUUAGGGUUCUUUCUAUUGCAAGUUAAGAAAGUUUUGAAUGUUUGAUGCCAUAACUUUGAAUCAACUGCAGUGAUCCAUGGAUUAUAACUCAGAUCGUGGUUAUGAUGACUCUGAACAAUUACAACCGUCGGAUUAUGAAGUGGAGACCUUUGAUGACCGGAGGAACGGUGGUGCAGCCGUUGAUACUGGUGGGAUUCAGAUGAAGCAUUCCAUUGAGCAUCGUCAUUCGUCUUCAUCCAUGUCUUCUCCUGGGAAACUAUUCGUAGGUGGAGUUUCUUGGGAAACAACUGAAGAAACUUUUGCGAAUUACUUUGGAAAGUUUGGAGAAGUUGUCGACUCUGUAAUCAUGACAGAUAGAAUAACUGGAAAUCCAAGGGGAUUUGGGUUUGUCACUUUUGCUGAUUCAGCUGUUGCAGAGAAAGUUUUGGAGGAAGAGCAUGUAAUAGAUGACCGGAAGGUAGAUCUGAAAAGGACAGUUCCUAGAGGGGACAGGGAUACUGAUAUCAAAGCGGUAUCAAAGACCAGGAAAAUCUUUGUUGGUGGACUUCCACCACUGUUGGAAGAAGAUGAACUGAAAAAUUAUUUCUGUGUAUAUGGUGACAUAAUUGAGCAUCAGAUCAUGUAUGACCACCACACGGGAAGGUCAAGGGGAUUUGGUUUUGUAACCUUUCAGACUGAAGAUUCUGUUGACAGACUUUUCUCUGAUGCAAAAGUUCACGAGCUCGGUGACAAACAGGUGGACAUAAAAAGGGCCGAACCAAAGAGAACAGGGAGAGAUAACAGCUUUCGAUCCUAUGGUGCUAGUGGCAAGUAUGAUCAGGAAGAUUGUUAUGGUGGGAAAGCUAAUGAAGAUUACAAUAUGUAUUCGGGUUAUGGUGGUUAUGGCGGUUAUGGAGCCUACGCAGGGAAUCCCAUGUUUAACGCUGCUGGAUUUUAUGGUUACGGUGGUGGGUAUGGCUAUGGUUAUGGCUAUGGAGGUCAAAUGUUCAACAUGGGCUAUGGAGCUGGCGGUUAUAGCCAUAUGGGUGGUGGCUAUGGUGUUGCUGCCGCUGCUGCUUAUGGAGGUGGAAAAGUUCAUGGAAACGGAAACAGCGGCUCAAGUAGUGGCAAAGGAAAUGGGACUAAUGGUUCUGGGCCAGCUCGAUACCAUCCUUAUCAAAAGUAAGAACGUCCGGCUCUUGCAAAGACUCUUCUUUUUGUAAAAAGAUGUUUUUUUUUUUUUGUUUCUUUAUAGUUUUAAGAAACGGUUAAGUUAAGAAAUAGUUUGGGAUGCUUCACCAAUUCUUCACAUUCAACGGUUGUGAGAGUGACCUGUUUGAAAAAAAGUUUUUUUUCGACAAAGGUGUUAUUUAGGGCAAAACAUAAUGAUUUUUAUUGAAAUUCUUUCAUAAA
Messenger RNA from Arabidopsis lyrata subsp. lyrata, 1520 nucleotides. RefSeq names its product heterogeneous nuclear ribonucleoprotein 1. The transcript has 6 exons. Gene Ontology annotation, cellular component: nucleoplasm. Gene Ontology annotation, molecular function: RNA binding. Bases 205 to 1293 code for a protein of 362 amino acids. Gene Ontology annotation, biological process: regulation of gene expression. The record is from RefSeq and is a predicted model, not a curated record. NCBI's taxonomy places the organism in Eukaryota, Viridiplantae, Streptophyta, Magnoliopsida, Brassicales, Brassicaceae.